AUGUCUGGUCAGUUCAACGGAAUUCAAAAAAAAAUCAAAGAUAUGUCAGGAAAUUCGUGUCCAUAUGUAUAUUGCCAUGCAUAUAAAUUGAAUUUAGUUUUAGUUGACGUUUCAAGAAAGGUAGAAGAAGUACAUGAUACUGUAGGUCUCUUGGAAGCAGUAUAUGCAUUUCAGUCAUCAUCAACACUAAGGUAUCAAAUAUUUUUUGAUAAAACUGGGUCGAAAGUCCCUAUGCACUGUGACACACAUUGGGUAUCAAAAUGUAAAAGUAUUCGUUACUUUAAAAACAACUUUACAUUAGUAUUAACAGCAUUAAAAGAGUGUACUAAAAGUUCAAAAUCUAAGGAAGUUGCUGAAGCUAAAGAUAUACUAAUUCAAAUGAAUUCUUUAAAAACUAUUGUGUUAUUUUUUUGUUUGGAUUAUAUUUUGUCUUUAGUAAAUAUUCUAUCAUUAAACUUACAGACACAAUACUUGACUAUAGCCGUUGUGCAAAAUUGAUCAAAUCCACUAAGGAACAAUUGAUCAAUUUAAGGUCAGAAAAAAUAUUCAUCAAUAUUUACAAUGAAGCUGUAAGUGUAUUUCAGACUUCAAAUAUUGAACCUAACAAUACACUACGUCCAACAAGAGAACAGAGAAUUUCAUUAACACUGGAUAACUAUUUAACUUAUUCAACACUUGGUGCUAGUACUAGUAGAAAAGAAAAACAAAACAUGUCCUCUAAAGAUACAGAAAAUGAAUUUAAAAGAGUCUUUUUCCAGAUUUUAGAUAACAUGAAUAGUGAAAUGAUUUAUAGAUUUACCCAAAACAAUGAAAUAUUGAAUUAUAUCCAUGCAAGUGACCCCAAAACAAAUGAAUUUCUAAAUUUAGAUUUGUUAGUUAUUUUAGGUAAUAUGUAUCAACCAUAUACAAAUAAUGACUUUAUAGAAAUAUUGAAGAACCAGUGUCUGAUUGGAAAAUCUUUAUUUUGGAUAAUUUAACAUUAUCUGACCUACAUCAACAAAUAAGUAACUACGGUGAGACUUCUGACCAUGUUAAAAAAAAAAAUUGAAUUGGUCAUGGUCAUUCCUGUGUCUUUAGCUAGUGCAGAAUGCAGUUUUUCCACCAUGCGCCGUGUUAAGACAUAUUUAAGAUCAACUAUGAAGAGUUCACGAUUAAGUAAUUUUACACUUUUAUCAAUUGAUUUUGAAAACUCAGACAAAUUAUUAAAAGAUCCAACUGCUGUCCUUGAAGUGUUUGCAAGCAUGAAAAACAGAAGAAUACAAUUUAAAAUUUAG
Molecule: messenger RNA, 1274 nt
Organism: Cinara cedri
Lineage: Eukaryota; Metazoa; Arthropoda; Insecta; Hemiptera; Aphididae
Source: the annotation of a GenBank genome assembly